Molecule: messenger RNA, 1590 nt
Organism: Rhizoctonia solani
Lineage: Eukaryota; Fungi; Basidiomycota; Agaricomycetes; Cantharellales; Ceratobasidiaceae
Product: ICE-like protease (caspase) p20 domain protein
Exons: 9
Coding region: 1-1590 (529 amino acids)
Biological process (GO): proteolysis
Molecular function (GO): cysteine-type endopeptidase activity
Source: RefSeq, a predicted model, not a curated record
AUGGCGACAUCGUACUCCACAAACGGGUGUAUAAUCAUAGGCGCCUUGCUCUUAGGCUUGGGGAUAUGGAUGUUCAUAUUUGCCAGGCAGAGGGCAUUACCAGUACCAGCUCCAAAGAGCGAAUCUUCCGACAGUGGUGUGGUUAAAGAAGAGGCACAAUCUUCCACGCUACCCAAUCUUAGAGAUCGACGACUUAAAGGCCGAAGGACCCCCACUCGCUCCCACGGCGCGUCUGGUGGUACUGAUUACAACACCCCGCUGCCAGCGUCUAUUGGCGCCACAGACACCCUCACCAUCAACCCCCAUCUGACCAAUCCCAAGCCAGCCCGCGGAUCGACAAAGACCAUUUCAUCGCCACCAACCACUCCACCCUCCACUGCCUAUGCUUCCCGCACACCCAUUUCCCGUCGACGCAGACGAAAGGCCCUACUUAUUGGUCUUAACUAUACGCAGUCUGGCAAGCUCGAUCCCAACGAAAAGCCUGUAAGGAAAAUGGAUCCCUUAAAACAUGCAGUCCGGGAUGCGUGGCGCUUUGCGAGUGCAUUGACCAGAAUCGGGUAUGCGAAAGACGAGAUGCGAAUUGUAACCGACGAACCGAAUCAGCCCCUCGCUUCAUCUCAGUACAUCCUCGAAUGUCUAGACUGGCUAAUUCAAGGUGUCUGCAAGGGUGACCGGCUGUUCUUGAUGUUUUCAGGGCACUGCGUGAACCCCGGGUUUAUGGACAGAGACACAGAGCCAUACCUCGCUGCGGGCGACCAUAUGCCUAUUCAUAAGUUGACUCUGCAUGAGCGUCUGAUUGGCAAAGUCCCAGCUGGGGCUGAGUUGGUUAUAGUGCUGGAUUGCUGUAAUGCCGCUUCAAUGGUCAAAUUGAAGUACUGCGUAGGACGGAUGGACGACAACCAUGAAGUUACAGGAACCAAUACGACUCAAGUUCUAUCUGAACUUGGACAAUCUGUCAACCUAUCCACCAACGCCUUCCCUCAAUCUGGAUCGCUGCAUGGCAUGUCAGCUGUCGCUCAACUUCCUCCCAUCGCACCCUUACAACUGGAACCGAUUAACGCCAGCGGAGCCUUCUUCGGCACCCCCUCAGGCCCAAUGCCUCGACACCGAAAUGGCAAUGUUGCUGCCGCCCCAAUCUUCAGAAUCCCGAUAGGAGCAAGUAAUUUGCAGCCGCCCAUGCGGCGACGUGUCGAUCCUCCAUCCGGGCGUCGAACCGUGGUUGAAGCCCUCCCCAUCACUGGGAACGUGGUCCUCUGGGCUGGCACAGGCGAACACCAGAAAGCUUUCGAAGCCUAUGGGAACGUGAUGAACGGCAUUGUCACCAAUGCUUUAUGUAGCACCCUUGACAACUCUGACGAAUCUGUGGUCACCCAGCAUACAUUAUGGAAGUCCUUGGUCGGAGCCGUUGGCGAGGAGAACAAAUGGCGCAAGGAGCGCGAUGCCAAUAAGUCCAUCAAGGUGGCUCCCAAUCUGCGCGUGCAGCAACCGCAAUUAUGGUCGUCGCAAGAACCGCGAACUCCUUCGUCGCCUAAUCCCGAUCCAUUCAUCCCGUGCAAACCCCAAAGAAAACUAUCGACUUCGUGCCCAUGA